Messenger RNA from Paramormyrops kingsleyae, 1213 nucleotides. RefSeq names its product methyltransferase 18, RPL3 N3-histidine (gene mettl18). Gene Ontology annotation, biological process: peptidyl-histidine methylation, to form tele-methylhistidine. NCBI's taxonomy places the organism in Eukaryota, Metazoa, Chordata, Actinopteri, Osteoglossiformes, Mormyridae. The record is from RefSeq and is a predicted model, not a curated record. Gene Ontology annotation, cellular component: nucleus. Gene Ontology annotation, molecular function: protein-L-histidine N-tele-methyltransferase activity.
UGUUGACGUCAUGCAUACGGUAAAAACUACAGUUCUAUCUACACUCCGAGGCAUAUGCGUACAUUAAAAUGGCCUUCAGUUUUAAUUUCGAUGUUCAGAUAAACACCAAGGAACCGAGCGAUGCGGACUCGCGUGAGAAGAAUCGUAUCCAAAUACAGCCGGAUCGUUCGACUGACGCCGAGGAUGCUGUAAAUGACGCGGGAUUAAGGGUAAAACAGGCCGUAGAGCACAAUCCUAAGAGUCAUCCGUCCCUCUUUGAAGACAGCGUGUUUGAGACCUUCUGCGUGGGGUCACUGCCCCCCCUCCACUACCUAAAUGAAACUGUGUUUGAAACAACAACCUCAGUAGAGGCAGAUAGCGAGAAGAUCCUGUCCCAGACUGCAGCCCUGAAUUCUGACCUCAUCUCUGGUGUAUAUGAGGGCGGACUCAAAAUUUGGGAGUGCACUUAUGACCUUUUGGAGUACAUUGAGGCUGAAGGAGUGAGCUUUGUUGGGAAGAAGGUGCUGGACUUGGGCUGCGGGGCAGGAUUGCUGGGCAUCGCGGCGCUGAAGAUGGGGGCCAGUGAUGUGCACUUCCAGGAUUACAACAGCACGGUGGUCGACCGACUGACCAUACCCACUGUUCUUCUGAACUGUGAGGACAGCAGUGUGGAGGAGGAUGACGGUAGCCCUUCGUCAAAGAAGAGAGCCACAGAUCUAUCACAGCACCCUCAGUUUGUCAAGUGCAGGUUUUUUUCCGGUGACUGGGCAGCGUUCCUCCCACUGAUGGUUAACAGCGACACGGCGCCUAAAUAUGACAUCAUACUGACAUCAGAGACAAUCUAUAACACAGCUUACUAUGCUACACUCCACCAGGUCUUUCACAGACUCCUGGACCCGGAUGGUGUCAUUUAUCUAGCCACAAAGUCACACUACUUCGGGGUUGGGGGUGGACUUCUCCUCUUCCAGAAGUUUGUGGGAGAGAGGGCCGUUUUCGGGAUGAGGUGUGUGAGGAACGUGGAGCAGGGCCUCCAGAGACAUGUGGUGGCCCUGAGCUUCAAGAAAUGAGAGAUUUCAGAGAAUCUGAGAUCUUUAGCGGAAUGCUUUAAUAUCACAACAUAACCAGGACACAUUUUAUUUUCAGUAACCAGUUUAUUUUUGUAAAAUAUUUGUAAAACAACCUCUGAAAUAUGUACAAAGACCAAUGACCAUAUGCAUAAAUGAUUCUGACAGAA